UAUAGCGGGCAAUGGAGUGAUGGAGAAAAGGUUUUCGUCGCGCCUCACUUGAACUGGCGGCCUUUUAGCGACUAUAUAUAAACACGAUACAGAUUUCUUUGCUAUCCACCGUUCCAGACACUGUAACGAAACGGAUAAGUUCCAUUCCUCACGCUCUCACUACUGUCACUCUCCUUCAGUGGAAGAAAUGUUGGCAAACCCUACCUUCCAUGGCCGGCCUCUGCACUUCACGCCUACCACAGCUCGCUACAGAUUCCUUCCUCUGCAACUCACACCUUCCUCCAUUGCUAGAAGAAGAGCUCCGACUAGAAGAAGAAAGAGCGGCAAACUAUGUUAUCAGUUGGCUGUUCGAGCUACUUCGGACGCAGCGUCGUCUUCGUCGUUUUCUGCCUCUCCUGCCUCCUUGCCUCGCCCCUAUUCAGUCAGGAUUCCUGUUGGAGACCGUUAUAUAACGGUUGAGACAGGUCAUGUCGGCAGGCAAGCUAGUGGCGCAGUUACUGUAACGGAUGGGGAAACUAUUAUCUAUACAACUGUAUGCUUAGCUGAUGAUCCGAGCGAGCCUUCUGAUUUCUUCCCUCUAUCUGUUCAAUAUCAAGAAAGAUUUUCGGCAGCUGGUCGCACCAGUGGAGGAUUUUUCAAACGAGAAGGGAGAGCAAAGGAUCACGAGGUUCACAUUUGUAGGUUGAUAGAUCGACCUCUACGGCCAACUAUGCUUAAGGGAUUCUACCAUGAAGUUCAAGUACUUUCUUGGGUAUUAAGUUAUGAUGGUUUGCACCCCCCUGAUUCUUUGGCAUUGACAGCUGCUGGAAUUGCCAUGGCCAUAUCAGAAGUACCACAUUCAAAGGCCAUUGCAGGAGUCCGAAUUGGUCUUAUUGGUGACAAGUUCAUUGUAAAUCCAACCACUGAGGAGAUGGAGGGGUCAAAGUUGGAUUUGAUACUAGCAGGCACAGAUGAUGCAAUAUUGAUGAUUGAGGGAUACUGUGAUUUCCUUCCUGAGGAAAAGUUGCUUGAAGCUGUACAAGUGGGACAGGAUGCUGUACAGGCCAUAUGCAAGGAGGUUAAAGCUUUAGUGAAGAAUUGUGGAAAGCCAAAAAUGCUUGAUGCAAUCAAGUUACCUCCUCCCGAACUCUAUAAUUUAGUUGAAGAAAUUGUUGGUACAGAAUUAGUGGAAGUGCUACAAAUUAAAAACAAGAUUCCUAGAAGGAAGGCAUUAGGGUUAUUGGAGUCUAAGGUUAAAAGUAUACUUUCAGAAAAGGGCUAUGUUAGCAAGAUGGAAGAGUUUGUAUCCAAUGAACUGAUACCAGAUUUGUUGGAAGAUGAAGAUGAGGAUGAAGAAGUUGUUGUUGAUGGUGAAGUUGAUGAAGGUGAUGUUCACAUAAAGCCGGUUGGAAGGAAAUCUAUUCCCUUGCUAUAUUCAGAGGUUGAUGUGAAGCUGGUAUUUAAAGAGGUUACAUCCAAAUUUUUGCGCAAGCGGAUUGUGGAGGGUGGGAAGAGAAGUGAUGGAAGAACUCCUCAGGAGUUACGGCCAAUCAAUUCGUGCUGUGGAAUACUUCCUAGAGCACAUGGAAGUGCUCUUUUUACCCGAGGAGAAACACAGUCCUUAGCAGUGGUUACACUUGGUGACAAACAAAUGGCACAAAAAAUUGACAACCUUGUUGAUGAAGAUGAAUAUAAGAGAUUCUAUCUCCAGUACUCGUUUCCGCCUUCAUGUGUUGGUGAAGUUGGACGGGUGGGAGCACCAUCUAGGAGGGAGAUUGGUCAUGGAAUGCUGGCAGAGAGAGCAUUAGAGCCUAUAUUGCCUUCUGACGAUGAUUUUCCUUAUACAGUACGUGUUGAGAGUACUAUAACUGAAAGCAAUGGCUCGUCAAGUAUGGCAUCUGUGUGUGGGGGUUGCUUAGCACUGCAGGAUGCUGGUGUUCCUGUAAAGUACUCUAUUGCUGGUAUAGCCAUGGGUAUGGUUUUGGACACUAAAGAAUUUGGGGGAGAUGGAACUCCACUAAUUCUCUCAGACAUCACUGGAUCAGAGGAUGCAUCAGGCGAUAUGGAUUUUAAGGUUGCUGGAAAUGCUGAUGGCAUCACUGCAUUCCAAAUGGAUAUAAAGGUGGUAGGAAUUACGUUACCAAUCAUGGAGCAGGCUCUCUUACAAGCAAAAGACGGUCGGAAAAAACUGCUUGCUGAGAUGUUAAAAUGCUCACCACCUCCUUCAAAAAUGCUCUCAAAAUACGCUCCAAUAAUUCAUGUGAUGAAGGUCAAACCCGAGAAAAUUAACCUCAUUAUUGGUUCUGGUGGGAAAAGAGUGAAGAGCAUUAUCGAAGAAACAGGGGUUGACGCUAUUGAGACACAAGAUGGAGUUGUGAAGAUAACUGCAAAGGAUUUGACAACUCUGGAAAAGGCCAAAGCUAUUAUUAGUAAUCUCAUAAUUGUUCCAACUGUUGGUGACAUAUACAGGAACUGUGAGAUAAAGUCAAUUGCUCCUUAUGGAGUUUUCAUAGAGAUUUCCCCUGGACGAGAGGGACUAUGCCAUAUUAGUGAGUUGAGUGAAAGUUGGCUGGCUAAAGCGGAAGAUGUGGUUAAAGUAGGAGACCGUGUUGACGUCAAACUUAUUGAGAUCAAUGACAAAGGACAACUUAGGUUAAGCCGUCGUGCCUUGUUGCCCAAUCCUGACCCAGAGAAACCCAAGCAACAAGCUGUUAGCCUUGCAAAGGACACUUCUGUUUCACAGAAAUCUCUUGAGAAAAGUAAAACUAAGUCAAGUGCGCCGAAGGAUGAUUUAGAAAUGGCGAAUGCUAAUCCAGCAAAGGAUAAGAAUUCCACAUUAGAAAAUAAAAAGCCACCCAAGAAAUUGGUCAGCCCUGUGAAGGAUGGGCAAAAUACUGACAAAGACAAGGCAAUGAAAGGAAGUGAUAAAUCAGUUGUCAACCUCUCAAGUAAAAGUGAAGGUGCACUGGUGAAUGGAGAGGCCAAAGUUGGCUAGCAAUCUGCUCUAUGUUUCGCUCCUUUUUUCUAAUGCAGUGGAUGAUUUUCCCUUUCAGCAAAUGAAGGAAUUCAUAACUGGACCUUGACAGAACCACCAUAUGAAAGGCAAGUGUAUUGACUUGAGAGGAAGGGGCAGUUGCCAUAUGAAGUGAGUUAUUUUCAUACGACAAUGAUCGGGAAAAGGGAUACCCCAUGGAUCACUCAUUGGAAAUAUAUAUAUUCUCCACGUUGUGCAUUUUGAUCAGCUUCUGUCGUUGAGUAGGCUCAUGGAUGGAGAAAUCUCAGGCACCAUACAUUGGAAGCCAAUUCAGGUGAACUGUAUUAAAAUAGAAAAGCCAAAUUACUCGAGUUUGGAAGAACUAAUUGUGAUUGCUUCAAGUCUGGCAGUGUCUGUUAACAAUAUUGAGUUCUAUAGAGUUGUCAUUAUACUCUGAAAA
This is a messenger RNA of Ipomoea nil (Japanese morning glory), 3413 nucleotides long. RefSeq names its product probable polyribonucleotide nucleotidyltransferase 1, chloroplastic. The transcript is spliced from 25 exons. Gene Ontology annotation, cellular component: chloroplast stroma; mitochondrion; cytosol. The record is from RefSeq and is a predicted model, not a curated record. Gene Ontology annotation, molecular function: RNA binding; 3'-5'-RNA exonuclease activity; polyribonucleotide nucleotidyltransferase activity. The coding region runs from base 188 to 2974 and encodes 928 amino acids. Gene Ontology annotation, biological process: mitochondrial RNA 3'-end processing; mitochondrial mRNA catabolic process. NCBI's taxonomy places the organism in Eukaryota, Viridiplantae, Streptophyta, Magnoliopsida, Solanales, Convolvulaceae.